AUGAAUGAGUUCAUCGUUCAGGAUGAUCAAGAACUAUAUCAAGAAGCCUUGAUUCCACCCGAGAAUUUUAAUAUGGUGUGCCAGCAUGUCUAUCGAAGUUCCUUUCCCAAGAAGAAGCACUUUUGUUUUCUCAAAAAGCUACAACUCAAGAGUGUCUUAACCUUGAUUCUUGAAGACUACCCAGAACAAAAUAUGAAAUUUUUAGAAGAGGAGGGCAUAAAGUUUCUUCAGUUUGGUAUAGCUGGUAACAAGGAACCCUUUGUUCAAAUCCCAGACGAUAAGAUCAGUGCUGCAUUAGCAGCAAUAUUAGACAAGCGAAAUCAUCCAAUGCUGGUCCAUUGUAACAAGGGAAAGCAUCGAACUGGGUGCUUAAUAGGCUGUCUACGUAAAGUCCAGAACUGGAGUCAUACAUCAAUCUUUGAUGAAUACAGGAGGUUUUCUCAUCCAAAGUCCCGAUCUAUGGAUCAGCAAUUUAUUGAACUGUAUGACUCAAAUCAAGUCUGGCCCUUGGUAGAUAGGCGAUACUUACCGCGUUGGCCAACAUUAGGUAAGCCAUCUUAG
This is a messenger RNA of Phycomyces blakesleeanus NRRL 1555(-), 561 nucleotides long. RefSeq lists its product as hypothetical. The transcript is spliced from 6 exons. Gene Ontology annotation, molecular function: inositol diphosphate tetrakisphosphate diphosphatase activity; phosphatase activity. Gene Ontology annotation, cellular component: cytoplasm. The coding region runs from base 1 to 561 and encodes 186 amino acids. The record is from RefSeq and is a predicted model, not a curated record. Lineage: Eukaryota; Fungi; Mucoromycota; Mucoromycetes; Mucorales; Phycomycetaceae. Gene Ontology annotation, biological process: protein dephosphorylation.